AUGAAUCUGAGUGAGAGUAACCUGUCUGGUCGCUGUGAGCAUUACUCCUGUCCAGAGAGAUCUGUAUCUCCUGCAGUUUAUGUUUUACUGUAUGUGUGUUCAGCUGCUGUGGUUCUGCUAACAGUGUGUGGAAAUAUGCUCGUCAUCAUCUCUGUUUUUCACUUCAAACAGCUUCACACACCGACAAACACACUUGUGCUCUCUCUGGCUGUGUCAGAUUUCCUCAUUGGUGCUUUAGUGAUGCCGCUAUUGUUCAUCUGGACAAUUGAGUCAUGCUGGAUAUUUAAUACAGGCAGCUGCAUGUCUUUGAUGAUCACUUCUUUUUUCCUAAUAUAUCAGUCUGUCUAUAAUAUUGGUCUGAUUGCUGGAGAUCGGUAUUUGGCUCUGUCAAACCCGUUUUUUUACACAAACACAAUUACUGUAAAAAUAAUGUGCAUUGUGGUUUCUACUAACUGGUGUGUGUGUCUUCUAUACAAUGUAGUGUUCUCUCAUUUUAGUGGAAGUUUCACGAGUUCUGUAAUGUGUCCUGGUGAGUGUUUCUCAGUUCCAAAUGAUGUUUGGACUGUAAUUGAUCUUAUAUUUUCAUUUAUAUUUCCACUGUCUGUUAUAAUCAUAUUGUAUACUCGUGUAUUUGUUAUAGCUAGGAAACAUGCCACAGCUAUCAGAGAGCUUAAUAAUCACACACGACCUAAAACACAGAAAAUCACCUCACAUUCAUUGAAAUCUGAGAGAAAAGCAGCUAAAGUCCUCGGCAUUUUAGUGUCUGUGUUUCUGGCCUGUUUACUUCCAUAUUUCAUUUACAGUUUAUUAGGUGAUGUUAUUGACCUACAGCUAGAAAUUUCUCAUAAAGUCCUUGUAAUAAUGUAUCUCAAUUCCACCAUUAAUCCAUUUAUUUAUGCUCUGUUUUAUCCUUGGUUUAGGAGAUGUGUUAAAAUAAUUAUUACUCUGCAAAUAUUCCAAACAGACUCUGAAUUAAUCAAUGUCCUUUCAUGA
Clarias gariepinus (North African catfish) is the source of this 993-nucleotide messenger RNA. Its product is annotated as trace amine-associated receptor 13c-like. Gene Ontology annotation, biological process: G protein-coupled receptor signaling pathway. The transcript has a single exon. Gene Ontology annotation, molecular function: trace-amine receptor activity. Gene Ontology annotation, cellular component: membrane. Lineage: Eukaryota; Metazoa; Chordata; Actinopteri; Siluriformes; Clariidae. The record is from RefSeq and is a predicted model, not a curated record. The coding region runs from base 1 to 993 and encodes 330 amino acids.